Messenger RNA from Manis javanica (Malayan pangolin), 5857 nucleotides. RefSeq names its product DDB1 and CUL4 associated factor 5 (gene DCAF5). Gene Ontology annotation, cellular component: Cul4-RING E3 ubiquitin ligase complex; cytoplasm. Gene Ontology annotation, molecular function: protein binding. The record is from RefSeq and is a predicted model, not a curated record. NCBI's taxonomy places the organism in Eukaryota, Metazoa, Chordata, Mammalia, Pholidota, Manidae. Gene Ontology annotation, biological process: negative regulation of fatty acid biosynthetic process.
GGGGGCAGAGCGGCGGCGGCGCGUGAGGCCGAGGGAGGGGCGGCGGCGCGAGCGGCGGUGGCGGCGGUUCCAGCAUGAAGAGGAGAGCUGGCCUGGGGGGCAGCAUGAGGUCAGUGGUGGGCUUCUUGUCCCAGCGGGGCUUGCAUGGGGACCCCCUGCUCACUCAGGACUUUCAGAGGAGACGCCUGCGGGGCUGCAGAAACCUCUACAAGAAGGACCUUCUCGGCCACUUCGGUUGUGUCAAUGCCAUUGAAUUCUCCAACAAUGGAGGCCAGUGGCUGGUCUCAGGAGGAGAUGAUCGCCGGGUUCUGCUAUGGCACAUGGAACAAGCUAUCCACUCUAGAGUCAAGCCCAUACAGCUCAAAGGAGAGCAUCAUUCCAACAUUUUUUGCCUGGCCUUCAACAGUGGGAACACAAAAGUAUUCUCUGGAGGCAAUGAUGAGCAAGUUAUCCUCCAUGAUGUUGAAAGCAGCGAGACCUUGGAUGUGUUUGCUCAUGAAGACGCGGUAUAUGGCUUGUCAGUGAGCCCAGUGAAUGACAACAUUUUUGCGAGCUCCUCGGACGAUGGCCGGGUUCUAAUCUGGGACAUCCGGGAGUCCCCCCAUGGAGAGCCCUUCUGCCUGGCAAACUACCCAUCAGCCUUUCACAGUGUCAUGUUUAACCCUGUGGAGCCCAGGUUAUUGGCCACAGCCAAUUCAAAAGAAGGAGUGGGACUCUGGGAUAUUCGAAAACCUCAGAGCUCUCUCCUACGCUAUGGUGGCAACCUAUCCCUCCAAAGUGCCAUGAGUGUGCGAUUCAACAGCAACGGGACCCAGCUCCUGGCCUUGAGGCGCCGCCUGCCCCCUGUGCUCUAUGACAUCCACUCCCGCCUGCCUGUUUUCCAGUUUGACAAUCAGGGUUACUUCAACUCUUGCACCAUGAAAAGCUGCUGUUUUGCAGGGGAUCGCGACCAGUAUAUCCUUUCAGGCUCUGAUGACUUUAACCUGUACAUGUGGAGAAUCCCUGCAGAUCCAGAAGCAGGUGGCAUUGGUAGGGUGGUCAACGGAGCCUUCAUGGUGCUGAAAGGGCAUCGGUCUAUUGUUAACCAGGUCCGAUUUAACCCCCACACCUACAUGAUCUGCUCUUCUGGUGUAGAAAAGAUUAUCAAGAUCUGGAGCCCUUACAAGCAGCCAGGAUGUACCGGAGACUUGGACGGGCGCAUUGAGGACGAUUCCCGCUGCCUCUAUACCCACGAGGAGUAUAUCAGCCUUGUGCUGAAUAGUGGUAGCGGCCUGUCACAUGACUAUGCCAACCAGUCUGUGCAAGAAGACCCCCGGAUGAUGGCCUUCUUUGACUCCUUGGUGCGCCGCGAGAUCGAGGGCUGGAGCUCUGACUCAGACAGCGACCUUAGUGAGAGCACUAUCCUCCAGCUGCACGCAGGGGUCAGCGAGCGCUCAGGCUAUACCGACUCAGAGUCCUCAGCCUCGCCGCCCCACUCCCCUCUGCCCACAGUGGACGAGUCUGCUGACAGCGCCUUCCACCUGGGGCCCCUGCGGGUCACCACCACAAACGCAGUGGCCUCAACACCGCCACCGCCCACGUGCGAGGAUGCAGCCACUCGCCAGCAGCGCCUGUCUGCUCUGCGGCGUUACCAGGACAAACGCCUCCUGGCCCUUUCCAAUGAGUCCGAUUCUGAAGAGAACGCCUGUGAGGUUGAACUGGACACAGAUCUUUUCCCCCGGCCGCGGUCUCCUAGCCCUGAAGAUGAGUCCAGCAGCUCUAGCAGCUCCAGUAGUUCCGAGGAGGAGGAGGAGCUGAACGAACGCCGAGCGUCCACCCGGCAACGGAAUGCCAUGCGCCGCCGGCAGAAGACGCUGCGAGAGGAGAGGCCCAGCGCCCCGACCAAGCCCGCCAACACCUACAUUGGAGAAGACAACUAUGAUUACCCCCAGAUCAAAGUGGAUGACCUCUCCUCUUCCCCCGCCUCCUCCCCUGAGCGGAACACUUCCACUCUGGAGUUGCAGCCAAGCCGGGCAUCGCCAACUUCUGAGAAAGAGUCAGUUGAACGAAAGAUCUAUAAAGCUUACAAGUGGCUCCGCUACUCCUAUAUCUCCUACUCAAAUAACAAGGAUGGAGAGACCUCCCUUGUGUCUGGGGAGGCAGAUGAAGGGAGAGCAGGAACCAGCCACAAGGACAGCCCGAUCCCUUCUUCUAGUAAGGAAGCCUGUCUGAACAUGGCCAUGGCCCAGAGAGACCAGGACCUGCCUCCUGAAGGCCGCAGCAAGGACACUUUUAAAGAAGGGACUUCUGCCAGAAAUCCCAGCAGUGGCCCAGGCCAUGAGCACAGCAGCCACCCUUGGGCAGAGGUGCCAGAGGACGCCUCUCAGGACACCAACAAUGGUGGCUCUGUAGAACACUCUUUUGAAACCAAGAAGCUCAAUGGGAAGGCCCUGAGCAAGGCCCUGAGCAGCCGAGCAGAGGAGCCGCCCUCCCCUCCUGUCCCCAAGGCAUCUGGCUCCUCUCUCAGCAGCGGGUCUGGCAGCUGUCCCAGGACCCAGUCUGAUGACAGUGAGGAGAGGAGCCUCGAAACCAUCUGUGCCAACCACAACAAUGGGCGCUUACACCCCCGGGCCUCCCACCCCCACAACAAUGGGCCAAACUUUGGGGAGCUAGAGGCAGUGGCCUAUUCUUCCCCAGGACAUUUGGACACUGACCGUGAUAAUUUGCCCUUGAUGGGGACACUCCUACACAAAGAUUGUUGUGGGUCUGAAAUGGCCUGUGAGACCCCUGGUGCUGGAACAAGAGAGGACCCCACUGACCCCCCAGACACAGACAGCAGCAGGGCUGUUCAUGGCCAUAGUGGUCUCAAAAGGCACCGAGUCGAAUUGGAAGAUACAGAUUCAGAGAAUUCCUCUUCAGAGAAGAAGUUAAAAACAUGAUAAAUACAAAGGGAAACCAAAAAGCUAUGGAAAGUAGCUUUACAAAAAAAAACUUUAAUCCUGUUUAGUGAACACAGAGGAAAGGAAAAAAAGUAUUAAAGGCACAUAAAACCAGGGCCUGAAAUUUUGUGUCUGAUGCUGCUCCCUUCUAUUCAACAGUGGGUCUGAAUUAACUGCCCGUUCGGCUUGUGCUAUGUGUAAGGAAAAGGAAAAAACAUCCAAGUGACUCCUUUCUAGUGAGAAUUAAGCAGAGCAUACCUGUGCAGAUUCUGUUAGAGUAAAUCCUUAUUGAGCCAUUUGACUUUUCAUGUGUGUGUGCACUGGCUCGGGCAGGCUCAUUGUCUCAAAGACUCUUAGUACUCUAUCAGAAAGGAUCUAUGGGUCUGUAUUUUUUGCCAUCUCACCUUGUUUACAUGCCAUAGGUGUUCUGGUCUUAAUGAUGUGUUCCUGCUGAAUCAGGUUGUGCUGCCAGUAAGUUGUGGCUUUGCGCUGAAAGAGUGGGGAGGAGAAUGGAAACAGGCCUUCAGCCCAUUAGCUGUGCUGGGAAGGAAAGUAUGGGUCCAUUUUUAAUCUUCCAUGCUUUCUUUUCAUGUCAUUUCUUCAAUGAGCAUUUAAUAAAGCAGAGCAUUUUUAAUGCCAGUAAAAAGUUAGCACUUAAGAUCAGAUGCAAAAGAACAUAGGUCCCUGAUAAAUUUCACCAAUUGCAAAUUAAACAUAGGUCUCUGAUAAAUUUCACUGAUGCUGCAGCACAUACUGUAUGGAGGCCAUAAAAUAAAAUUAGUUGUGGUAACACUUUAACCAGUUAUGCACUAUUUGCUGAAAUGGACACAAAAGGCCAAAAGGCACUUCUUUGGCCCCAUAGGAUGGCUUCUAGGCAUAUUAAAAAAGGGGGAAUAAAACAGCUUAUAAGAACUUUGUGCUCAGACUACUAAAGUGGAUAUAAUAGGUGUGUUAAUGAAGUGUAGUAAAAAGAAGAGUGUUGUACUUUAUUCAUUUAAUUCAAUGCACAGUGAUUGAUCAGAAUUGAUGGGACUAGCAUAUUCCCAUAGACUGGCACCAGGCAGAGGCUGCGGUGUUUUGACUAUAUCUUGCAGAGCAGUAGGCAUCUUGAAGUAACAGACUCUUACUAAGUUGGUCUCUUCGGAGGCAGAGGGUGGGGAGAGAGGAGUCACUGGUUUAACUCCUGGCUCCUAGAAGGGAUUCUGUUUCUUUGAGGUAUAUAAAGAUUGAGAGGGGAAAAGACCCAAAAGAUUUUAAGCAUGGCAGUGGUGGAAACAAGUCAUUUGGUUCUCAAUAAGGGUUAUGCAAGGCAGGAAGACUUAUUAGAAUGACCGGAUAACUUGUUGCAUAGAUAUGGAAAGGCAGUAGAAUAUGGGCAAGAAAAGAGGAAGAGAAAGAGGGAGAAGAGCACUGUAACGUUCUUGGGUGCAAAGGUGCUAGACAGCUAGGAGCCUAGCUGGUGGCACUGGCAUAGAGAGGCCCUAAUAUGUGAUUGGUGUGUCCUCAUUGACCCAGCGCUCCUUUUUGAGAAGGACCUGUCCUACCAGAACUGAGACCGAGGGGAGACCACCUAUGGGGCAUGAAGACUUGGAUGAGUUUAGGCACUGGAGGAAGGGGGUGUUAUUUAUACAAGGAAGGUUAUUGAUCUAAGCCAAGGAGACAUCAUUUUUCCAAGUUUUGUGAAAGGAAAGAUGUAUCUGGUAUGUGUGAUGUAACUUGGGCGUGAAAACUCUGUCUUAGAAGGAGAUGAAGGAGUGUGCUUAGCAGUGGGGAUGCUUAUAAUUUAAUAAUAAUCUCACUGGGGGAUGGGAAAGUGAUUCUGUAACCAUUAGAAGUACUUUGGUUUUGUAAUCAAAAUGGUUCUAUGAUUUGUCUUUGACUAGUACUCAGAUACUUGUAAAUUCUGGUUUUAUAAGCCCAAGUUAUUUUACAUUUGCUUUCCCAAAGUUUAUUAAAUUGGAAUUUUUUAAUCCUUUAUAUUCAAAAAAAAAAGAUACGAUCAUUCAGUGUGUGUUUCUCUUCCCCUUCCCAGUCAGUAUAACCAAGCUUUUUGUUUUAUUUAAUCUAGUCAGUAGGUAGCCUCUUCUGACUUCUCUAAGGGAAAUCUACAUAUCCACAUGUCUUCCUGGAGAAAAGAAAUAAUGAAAAGUUCCUUUGAGAACUAGCCAGUUGGUAGUUACUGUUCCCAAAUGUAGAACUUUGCUUUGUCGUGUUAAAAGCCUAAAUCUUAUUUGGGUACUCGGAAGAGAAGUCAAAGUUCAUUCUGGUUCAACUUUAGUAUUCAAGAAAGAUUUUUUUCUUAGCAAGGAUGCUUUCUAUCCUGGGGGGAGACUCUUCCUAGCACCCCAGGUACAACUUGCCAGGAGAUAGGCGUCACAAAGUUCCCACAGGAGCAGGCUGAGAAAUGCUUAUCUCUGUAACCACUCCAUUCUUGUUUUCAGAAAUCUAGCUGUGAUCAUGGAUCUGGAAACCUAGCAGAAACCACUUCACAGUUCCUUUGCCUAAACCCUUGUAGAACUGAGGCCCCAAUUUUGGAGGCACAUUUAUUUCCCAAAUUUUCGGUGACAGGUAUUUGACUAGCAGAAUAGAUGGCACUGAUUAGGUAAAAAGAACUGUGCGAAAGUGCCUCUUUUUUUUUUCUGCAUCCUGUACAUAAAAUUGUAAGUGGCUGGUCCACAUAUAUAAAAUGUUCCCACUUUAUUUUCCACCUGGUUUUGUGAUUCCUGUGUCUGUCUCUAGGACAGCAGGUAAAUGAGUUAAAUGAGUAGUUGGCUUGGAGCAAACAAAGGUUGCAACUGUGCUUGAUUUACUAAGCUGGGAGGCCCUUGUUUGUCAAGGCACCUUCCUCUGUUGAAGCCUUAUCUCCUCAUGAGCCCCACCUCUCCCAGCGACACUAGCUCUUCUUUUGUGUAUAUGCAAAUAAACCUAUUAUUCACUUC